GCCAUUUGCUAUUCUUAAAAUUCAACUCAGUGGUGCAGUGUUGAGGGAGAGAGCUCUGUUCUCCCUCCACUUAUUUUUCUUCUGCCAGUAGCUUUGUCCGGUACUAUGUUUUUUGUUGCCGUUUCCAUCGAGCCUGCGUGAAAGUGAAUGGACUUGAUUCGCGAGUGAAGCUGGGUUUUCUUUUGUGUGUGAGCAGGCCUGCUUCGCCUCAGUCAUGAGCUCCAGCCUGGUCAACUCUUUAGCCAAAGUCUAUGACCGAAAUCCUCUUCAUGGCCAGAAGACUGGCGGAAGGAAGCUCUCACUUCAUGGAUCGGACAAGUGCCAGGCCUCUUCGCUGUCGCCCACCUCCCCUCCCGAUGCCGCCCUGCGCUGCGUGGAGAGCCGAAUGGACUCACUGAGCUCUCAGAUGGAGCGCUUGCUCAGCAUGCAGCAGACCGUCUUGACCCGGCUGGAUGGCCUGUCCCUGGACGUCAGGGGCAUGGGUCGGGACCUGGCAUGGAUGCGCGAAGAGGGCCACGGUGUGAGGCGCGGGUCCGGGGUUCAUGCGGAGUGCAGGGAUCUGCACGGCGCCGUCGAGAAGGCCGGUGACCAGAUGGAGAGUCAGGGACGCAGGCUGGACGGGGUGGAGAGGCUGUGUGAGGGCACCCAGCAGGUGAUUAGCUUUAUUGGGGAGGUAGUGAAGAGCUCCAGGCUGGUGGAGCUGCUGUUCAAACAGCCUGGAAAGAAGGCAAACCCGAAGGCAAAAGAUGACAAGGAUAAAGCCAAACUGAGCCUGAAGGGCUUGAAGGCCCAGAAGAAGAGGAGACCUGCGGAGGCGUCAGACACUUCUGUGCAGAAUGAGCCUGUGCUGCAGGAGCAGGUGGAAAAGCUCAACAGGCAGAACACUGAGCAUUCCCACGGAAGGGCCGAGGCUGACAAUCAGAAGGGGGAGGAGGAGAGGGGAAGUGGGGGAAGAAGACAGGAGUCGGCGGAGCUGAUCCUGGACGGACCGCACACCUCUGCUGCCCAGUCAGAGGACAGGACGAAGGCAACCAAGGAGACAGAAGAGGAAGAGGAGGGGGGUGUCUUGGAUGACUCAGAGUUAGAGGUAGAAAAGACGGAAGAGGGGGCUGGAAAAGUGGAAGAUGAUGGGAAAACAGAGCAUAAAGGGGAGGCAGAAGGGUGCUCAGAAUCCGAAAAGGCCCCAAGUAUCACCGCAGAUAUCUCCAAGACCUCCCUCCUGCCACAGGAGAGCUCUGAGGAAGCCGGCGACGUGGCCACUUGCAGCAAACGCCGUGUCACAGAAGAGGACCCGGUGAAGGACGACCUCAAAAAAAGCAGAGUGGAAGACAGUGGAGGGGAAAGUGCCGACGGGCAGGUGGUCCAGGGGGACGAGCCUCUGGUUUCAAAAUCUGACGAAGUAAAGACGGAGGUGGAGAAGGAGGAGGUGGAGAAGGAGGAGGAGGGGAAGGAGGAAGAGUCGGCAGUGAAGGAAUUUAUUAUUGAGUCAAGCCCUCCACCGUCAGCACCUUUCGACCACCGCAUCGUGACUCCCAAACCCCAUCAGAUAGCCACCUAUUACACCAUCAACAGAGACGAGGUCCUGGGAGGGGGACGUUUUGGACAAGUCCACAAGUGCAUAGAAAACUCAACUGGUUUAUUGUUGGCUGCCAAGAUCAUCAAAGCCAGGAGCCAGAAAGAGAAGGACGUGGUGAGGAAUGAGAUCCAGGUGAUGAACCAGCUGAACCACCCCAACCUCAUCCAGCUGUACGCCACCUUUGAGUCGCGCCAUGACAUCAUCCUGGUCAUGGAAUAUGUGGAGGGAGGAGAGCUGUUUGACCGCAUCAUUGAUGAGAACUACAACCUGACGGAGCUGGACACAGUGCUGUUUAUACGCCAGAUCUGUGAAGGGCUGCAGUACAUGCAUAAGAUGUACAUCCUACAUCUGGACCUCAAGCCUGAGAACAUUCUUUGUGUCAGCAGAGCUACUAACAAGAUUAAAAUCAUUGACUUUGGCCUGGCCAGGAGGUACAAACCCAGGGAGAAGCUGAGGGUUAACUUUGGAACACCAGAAUUCUUAGCCCCUGAAGUCAUCAACUAUGAGUUUGUUUCAUUCCCCACUGACAUGUGGAGCCUUGGCGUCAUCACUUACAUGCUGCUCAGCGGCUUGUCUCCGUUUCUGGGGGACGAUGACAACGAGACGCUGAACAACAUCCUGGCCUGCCAGUGGAACUUUGAGGUGGACGAGUUUACGGACAUCUCCGACGAGGCAAAAGAAUUCAUCACCCUUCUGCUGGUAAAGAGCAAGAGCUGGAGGAUGAGCGCCGCUGAGUCCCUUCGGCACCCCUGGCUGUCAGACCGGAGUCUGCACUAUCGACUCAAUCAGAAGAGAAACAAGUGCCACUCCAUACACGCUCCUUCUCCAGAGAGCCAGACAGAAACGCUGUGAGGCCCUCAGCAUGCCUUUUGACAAUGUCGGGCCCCGGAGCUCAACACUGGACCAAUGCUGCUGUACCUGUCUGGCUACUGGAUAACUACUCUCGCAUCCUCGCGUAAGCUUAGCUUCGAAAGCUGGUAGUUCUGACCUGAGUCGUGUGAAGCCUGCAGGAGAGGAACACACUUUUUUGAGUCAAAAACCAUCUGCUAGAAUGCUUACUGCAGAGCACGACACCUCCUACUGAACCAGAGUGGCAUCGCUAGCUCUACGGUGGUAUGUAGAACGACCUGUAUUGCAGCCGUGAAUAUUGGAGACAAAAGACUUGAGUGACUGUCACUUCUACAACGUCCAACGUCGUGAACAAGUAAAGGAUGAAAAGCAGCAGUUUAGCAUCGAACGGACACCGUGAGCAGUUUGUCAUGUUGGCCUGGUUUGUUGCAUGCGUUGCACUUUUUGUCCUAUUUCUACAAGUUAGCAUACAACUAUUAUAGACCGAAAGAUUUAUUCAAUUAAUAUAUUAUUGUGAAUACAGAUUUUGUUUUCUUUCUUUCAAUUUACAAGUCUUAUAAAAGUUAUUAUUUCUUGAGCAUAAGGUUAAAAAAAAAAAGCUUUGUUGAAGUUGAAGUCACACCACAUUAAUUUAUUUUGUACAGUAUGUAACACAACACCUCCUCUCAUUCCCCUGAAAAGUGAGGAUAUCUCAAUUUACAUUUUCACUGUAGACCGGAUUACUUUCUAUCAUGCCACAGCUCGCCUUUCGCUUCAGCAGUUUGCAGUCGCCCUCUCACCUUCCAUGAAGGCACAACGGACAACAGAAUACUGCCUAUGAAUGACUCCUGAUUAUGACUGAAGUGGAUUCUUAUGUUCAUUUAUUCACUGGUUCAGCUCCAGACUGUACUUAAAGUGCAAAGCUUUUAUAUUCAAGAUGGGAUUUCUUUCAGGGGAGAGAAACAGGAUCUGCCUGUACUGCAACAACAGAGCGGAGAUGACGUCGGCGCUGACUGAUUUAUUAUCCCGUUCUUUCUAAGAGACGGGAAGUUGGUUGAAUGUUUAUCACUCAGUGGUUGGAUGCUCCAACUAGAAAUGGAACAGCUUUGUGAUCUUGAAUACUUGUUUAUUUGAAUUUAUGAUACCUUUUUUUCAAUUAAAUGUAGAAUAUGAAUAAACAAAUAAAUUGAGCACACUAAAAAAAACAUGUGCAGUGUUUCUUACAGUGUAUUUCUUUGGAACUAAAACUUGAAUAUUAAAAUUGUGUGACCAUU
This is a messenger RNA of Pseudoliparis swirei, 3678 nucleotides long. RefSeq names its product myosin light chain kinase family, member 4b (gene mylk4b). Gene Ontology annotation, molecular function: ATP binding; protein serine/threonine kinase activity. Gene Ontology annotation, biological process: intracellular signal transduction; protein phosphorylation; positive regulation of apoptotic process. The coding region runs from base 215 to 2428 and encodes 737 amino acids. Gene Ontology annotation, cellular component: cytoplasm; nucleus. The transcript has 13 exons. Lineage: Eukaryota; Metazoa; Chordata; Actinopteri; Perciformes; Liparidae. The record is from RefSeq and is a predicted model, not a curated record.